Molecule: messenger RNA, 1950 nt
Organism: Sphaerodactylus townsendi
Lineage: Eukaryota; Metazoa; Chordata; Lepidosauria; Squamata; Sphaerodactylidae
Product: toll-like receptor 5
Exons: 2
Coding region: 1-1950 (649 amino acids)
Cellular component (GO): extracellular matrix
Molecular function (GO): protein binding
Source: RefSeq, a predicted model, not a curated record
AUGUUCAUUCCCGUCGUCUUUUGUAUGGCCAUCCUUUCGUUGACUGUCUUGGGUUACACCACAGAUGCCUCACAACACUGCCAUCAUACCAUGAUGAAUUUUCGGCUGGCAGCCAAUUGCCAAGGUCAAAGUCACAAUACAGUUCCCGAAGUUAACCCUUCCAUUCAGGUCCUCCUGCUGAAUUUUAACCUGUUCUCCGCCAUCUUGAAUUCUACCUUGCCCGAAAUGGAUUCUCUGCAGAUGUUGUCUUUUGGGAAGCAGUUGGGAGGAUCCCUUUUUGUUGGAGAGAGGGCCUUUCAGAAUGUGGCUGGUAUCACAUUCCUGGAUCUUGGAGGCAACAUGAACAUAACACUACACCCCGCUGCUUUUGCAGGCCUGACCAAACUUGAGGUGUUACUGUUGGAUGUGAAUGGCUUUGAUGAAAAGGUAUUGGAAAGAAGAUACUUCCAGGAUUUGGUUUCCUUGAAGAGACUGGAUCUUUCUGGAAAUCAUAUCCAGAGGCUAAGGCCUGAUCCAACCUUUCAACAGCUUGGAAAGCUGAGCUUCCUGCAGCUGAAGCUCAACAGAAUUGAGAGGAUUUGUGGGGAUGACCUGCAACACCUGAAAGGACACCAUCUUGCCUUGCUUGACCUGGCUUCUAACCGUUUACGCUACCACCACACCUGUACCAACCCUUUCCACAACAUCACUCUGGAAACCCUGGACAUCUCUUCCAAUCCAUGGAAUGUGAUGCAAGUUGAGCAGUUUUUCACAAGCUUAAAUGGCACAUGGAUCCAGAAGCUCAGAAUGCAACACUCAGGGGCCAUUGGGAGCUCAUUUGGUUUCCGUAACCUGAAGGACAUUUCAGUCAGGACCUUCUCUGGGCUUCAUGAUAGUGGCACCUUCUCUCUUUACAUGUCCCAUGGUUUCUUAAAUGGAACUCCUCCCUUCUGUCUUCUCGGCCAGCCCUCAGAUUCCACAUCCUGCACGGAGGUCAAUCAGAUUACCAAGAUCCAUGAUGGGGCCUUCAUCAAGCUGAAUCAACUGCAUGUUCUUGAUCUAUCCAACAACCUUCUUGGGGAGCUGUACACAAAAGCAUUGAGAAGUCUGAGGUCAUCACCUCUCCACCAUCUCAUCCUGAAGUCCAACCACAUUGGAAUUGUUCAACAGGAUGCCCUUGUGGGCCUGGACUUCUUGCAAAUCCUUGACUUACAGGACAAUGCUCUCUCACAAGUACCAAAGGGUAAACUCCCAUCUCUACAGCGUCUGAUGCUAGGGCAGAACAGGAUCAAGGACGCUUGGGGCAUCGAGGAUCUUAGCCAGAACCUGACACACCUUGACUUGUCCUCCAAUCACCUGAGUGACCUGGGGCAGCUCUGGGAGCAGCUAGGGAAGAUUCCCUCUUUGCUUUUUUUGAAUCUCUCAAACAACCACUUGGCAAGAUGCUUCAGGAUCCGGGAAGGCCCCAUUCACCUCAGAGAACUGGAUCUUUCUCAUAACAACCUGGCAGGUGUUUGGAAAGCAGGACAGUGUAUGGGCAUCUUCCAUCAUUUAGAGAGGUUAAUGGUCUUGAAUCUCAGUUCCAGCAACCUCAAGGCCUUGCCUAAGGGUCUUUUCCAGGGGCUAGAGUCUCUGCAGACUUUGGACCUCUCCGAGAAUCUCCUGCCAUUACUUCCAGAGGAAGUAUUCCUUGGCCUGCAGUCUUUGCGCACCCUCAGCCUCCGUGGGAACCCUAUGAUGACCCUUACGCCAUCCAUAUUCCAGCCAUUGGUACUGUUGCAGACCUUGGACCUGCAAGAUUUGACUUUGCUGUGUCACUGUGGGCUUGCUGACUUGAAGACCUGGUUGCUGACCAAUAGCAUGGCAGUGAAAAGAUCUGCGACAGCAGGAAUCCCAUGCACUAUUACAACUCCAUAUUUCGUACAGGUCUCCUUGUCUGGAUUCCUCCAUCAAAACUGUGAGGUGUGGUAA